UGUAUGUAUUAAAGCAACCGCCUUAGUAGAAAUCGCCAAAUUUUCAGAAUGUGCCAAAACUGGUAACCAUACGCGUAACUAUUCUUCCGGCUACCAUCCACAUAACAAUCCUUCAGUCAAGCAACGACUCCAUUUUGGUAUGCGUUCUUUUUUGCUGUAUUCAGAGUUCGAACGGUUUUUAUAAGCUAAUCGUGAUAUUGUUUGCCUUAAACUUAGUUUUCAAGUGUGAGUAUAUGGAAUUUGCGAGCAAUAGAAGGAACAGAGGUAAAAUUUCUGCAAGAAUAUUAUAGAAAGAUUUGAAAAAGAAUAUUCGUGUUACCUUGGAAAUUUAGAAGUGCAGGAUUACUCGUUGCAUAGUGGUGCACUUUAUUUGUUCCCAAAAGCCCAACUAUCGAAAAAAAAUAUAUGUGCUGAUAAAAUAUUUUAGACACGCAAGUUAAUAACGUAAUUAGCAAAAUGGAGGAAAAAAUAAAAAUUGGCUCUCGAGUGCUCGUUCUGGGAAAAGACUUGAAAGGUACAGUAGCAUUUAUUGGUUAUACAAAGUUUUCAGCUGGUAAAUGGUUUGGUGUGGUACUAGAUGAACCCAAAGGCAAAAAUAACGGCUGCAUUGACGGUAUAAAGUAUUUUUGUUGUCCAGAUCAGAGCGGACUUUUCGUUCGCGAAACACAGCUGCAGGUUAUUGAAAAUAAGACAGUUUUACCUACGGUCUCAGGGUUCUUAACUCCUCAGACCUAUAGAAAUGUAUCGUUUGAUGAAGGAUCUCAUCUGAAACGCCGAAUGACAUUCGGCUCAGCUAUUCCGAAGAUAAAAAUCCAACGAAUUCAUCAAAAAAGUACACCAAGAGCACGUCUCCUUUCUUCCUCUUCUACUAGAUUAAAUCAGUCCUCGUUUACUGAUUCCCCAUACCACCUCCUUAGAGUUCCUUCUGCUACACCUACAAAUAGUUCAUAUGACUUAAGAAACUUGCUUCGGGAUAAAGAUCAGCAAAUUGAUGAGCUUAAAAGGGAAAUAUGUUGCCUCAAUGAAAACCUUGAAUCUUUGAAAAAAUUACAAGCUAAAGAACAAACUAAAUUAAAUGAAGCAAUGAAACUAAAAUUAGAGGUUGACCAAUUAUUGGAGCAUAAAGUAAAAAUUAUGAAAGUGCAAGCAGAUCUCCAGAAGGAACUAACUGAAGCAAAAAAGGAAGCAAAAGAGGCCAUCAAAGCGAAGGAAAAGCAAGCUGAAGAAAUUUCAGAUUUAUUUGAAGCUACUGAGCUAGCAGUGUUGGACAAAGAAAUGACGGAAGAAAAAUUAGAAGAUAUUCAAUCGGAGCUAGAGCAAACGAAGGAAAAAUAUGAAAAGUUGUUCAUCAAAUACGAAGCCCUCAAGGAAGAAAUUUCAAAAAGCGAAGAAAUGGAAACUCCUUGUCAAUUCAAACAACUAGAACAAGAGAAUGAGAAACUGAAAGAAGCUGUUGUGCAGAUGAGGGAUCUGUCAACCCAAGAUAAGCAGGAGAAACUCAAACUUAUGAAGGAAGUUGAUCAGCUGAGAGAUGAUAUUAAGUGUUUAAGAGAGAAAAGUGAAAACCUAAGUCAAUUAAGCAGUGACAAUGAGAAGAAGUUUAUAGAAUUGCAGCAACAGGUGGAUAUCUUUUUUGGUGCUGAAAACAUUAUUGAACAGUUAACUGAAAAGAAUUUGGCGUUAGAAGAGAGGAUACAAAAGUUACAGCUUUCAGUUGAUGAGCUGGAAGAGUUAAAAGAGGUAAAUGAACUAAUAGAAGAGAAUUCGAGGGAACUACAAUAUGAACUUCAAGAAGAACUCAUAGUCACAAGAGUUAAACUUCAGGAGAAGCAGAAAAUAAUAGAGGAAUUGCAUGAUUUAAUAGCUGAUGACAAACUAACUAUUAAUAAAUUCCGUGAUCAAAUUGUCCAGCUUCAAAGCAAAAAUGCGAAGCUUCAAAAUUUGCUAAAUGAAAGAAAAGAGGAAUUCCCAAUAUCUAAAUUACAAGAAAACUUUAAAGUGAAAAACAUUGAACACAAAUAUUUUGUCCUUAGUUUAGAAUUGGACCUAAUGCGUGCUGAUUUGGAGAUAGCUAAUAAGCACAUUAAUUAUUUGUGCGCUUUUAUGCCACAGGAGUUUUUAAGUCGAGGUGGUGACUACGAUGCGAUCCUUGCGCUCCUGUUGAUACAUAGAAUGGUUACAAAGAUUGAAAUUUUAACUUUUAAAACACAAAGUAAGUUUCCUGCCCCGGAGGCAAUAACUAAAGAUGAUGUCCUCAAUUCUCAUGUCAUUGAUCAGUAUGGGUUCGUUUGCCGUUUGCUUUACCAAUUAUAUUUUCUACUAUUACUUUUAAAUCAGUAUGCUUCCAUCCUAAGCAACUGUGAUCUUGAUUUAUUUAUGAAACUUCGUUUAUUUUACAAUGAUAUGAAAGUCGGAGAGAAAUCUCUAGAUUUGUAUUUUGAUCUUUUGAAAAAAGAAAACUUGGCUGAAAACAUUAACCUCGACCCAUUAAUUAAAGCAAGGAAAUAUUUCCAGGAUAUCUAUAAUGCAAAUUUGGCUUCAGAAAUAGUAGAUUGUUGUAUGCUUAUGCAUGAUAACGUGAGGCUUGUAAUAGCAGCAUGUAAAUCCAUCUAUACCGAUGUUUCUGUUAUAACGACUUUCGUUGAUAGUUCAGAUGCUGAUUCUUGGUUAAGUGACAUUCGUCUUUAUGCAAAUGAAAUUUGUAAUUUUGCAAAAAAGAUACAGAGAUUAAUUCCUAAAGAUGGAAACACCUACAAUAUGGUGUUACCUUCUGAAGUCCAAGAGCGUCUGAAAGUCUUCCGGCAGGAUCUUGAGCAAACUAUGGAUUCAAUACAUGUACUUAGAAAAUUGGUUUUGCAAGAGAUAGACCCGUCAUCCCACUCGAGAAAUAUGAAAACAUUUUCCGUUGACUACAUUAAGGAAAAAUGUGGUGAAGAAUGCACUCUUGGGAGUAUGAUGAAAUUAAUGAAGUCCCUUGCAGUAUAUUUUAAGAGUUUAUAUUUUGAUAUAUUACACGGAAACUACAAAAUCGAAAAUUCUCAACCUAAUAAUAGGAAAUCUCCUAUAGAUCAGAGGGCACAAACGGUAACGAAAGAAGCAAGAGAUUUGAAAGCGUUAAAAUUCAAAUUAAAAGAUCGCGAAGAUGACAUAGCUCAGCUACAGAAAUCACUGUUGAUAAAGCAUGAAGAGUUGAAUACAAUGAGUUUACAUAAGAAGAUGGUCGAAAGAAAACUAGCAUUGGCUGUAAAAGAAAAAGUUGAAAGAAUAGAUGAAUUGCAGAAACAGUUAGAGAGUGAAAGAAUGAAGCUCGUUGAGAAAGAAAAUGAAUUCGCAGAUGUACUGAAUCACCUGCAGACUGAAAUAGAUUCUCUAGAAACCGAAAACGAUCUGCUAAAAGAUAAGCUGAACUCAAAGAUUGAUUUGACGAGCGACACAGCAUUUUCAAAAAAUCCUCUUCAAAUGUCGGAUAACUUAGAAAGCCAUGAUACUCUGCUUUCCCAUCAAGAGCAAAAUUUGCUUUCUCUAGUUAACAAUUUAAAAAGUGAAAACUUCAGAUUACAAAUCGCUCUAAUAAGGAAACAACUUGACAGUUUAGCACCCCUAAUUGUUCCAAGGAAGAAUGUAUUUCGAAGCUCAUCUGAAACUCGAAAGGUUAUGGACUGUGAUUGCUCAUCUGCGAGAAAUACUGCUGUGAUAACAAAGAAAUACAAGGAUUUAUCACAAAAAGUAUUGGGUCUUUGCUGUCCACUUGUUGUAGAUAUCAGUCACCAAAAACGUAAUAAAGGUAGUACUGAAUAUUCUCCUACAAAUUAUCUACUUAAGUUAGCACAGCAGAAGGAAAUCAUUGAAAAAGGUAUAGUGGAAUUAAAAUCAUUAAUUAAUUCAACACGUAAGGGGAAAUAUGAAACGAAAACUGAUUUUUCAAUGUUACCAACACUCAAUUUGCCGCUUGACUAUAAUGCAGAAAAGAAAUUAGCAGCUAAAAUCGAAAUACCUCAAUCCAGCUCUAAAAGUGCAAAUAAAGUUUCUCUUGUUCUAGAUCAAAGUAAACUAAGACACCUUCAUUCCGUUAUGCUGUGAUAAUUGCUUGUCCUGACGAAAAUUAUUUCUACUUCCAGUUAUUAUUCUUCUUGAAUUUAAAUAUAUUUAUAUUCUAAGUGCAAAAAAAAAAAAAAAAAAAAAAGAGCUUACCUUUAA
This is a messenger RNA of Stegodyphus dumicola, 4197 nucleotides long. RefSeq names its product dynactin subunit 1-like. The record is from RefSeq and is a predicted model, not a curated record. NCBI's taxonomy places the organism in Eukaryota, Metazoa, Arthropoda, Arachnida, Araneae, Eresidae.